GAGGUAGUUACAUGCUAAUUUGUUAAUCUAACAAGCUGAAAAAGGAAACUCCCUUGGAAGAGAGAAAAAGAGAGCAUCUGAGAUCAAGUGGGAGGAUCUUUGACGCUCUCAUAGAUUGGCAGAUUACAAUGACAGGGUGUGAGGGUAAGAUUAUUAUUUGUAUUUUAUUUUUUUCAAAAAAUAAAAAAUAAAAAAGUCGAGAUCCAGAUCGAGAUUGAGAAAAUUAAAGAGAUAGAGAGAGGAAAGUUUGGAUAGAGACCAGACCCCCUUUGAUGCCUUCCAACAUUUAGAGAAAGAGAGAGAAAGAGAGAGAAGGCAACAAAGUAGAGGGGGUGGGUUUAAGUUUUAUAAUAAGGGGGAGGUUGUGUUAAUUUGGAUAGAAUAGUAAAUAAAUUUGAAAGCAAAGGAGGGGUCAACGAUCGAAUUGGUUGAAUGUGGAAUCAAAGGGGGAAUACUGGGAAUGGAAAUGCAAAUGGGAAUGAAGUUAUAGUGGCAAUAGACAAGGACAAAGGCAGCCAAUAUGCUCUGAAAUGGGCAAUUGAUCAUCUUCUCUCAAGAGGCCAAAAUGUGACUCUAAUCCAUGUCAAACAAAGACCCUCCUCCAUCCCCACUACAAUGGGGAUUCAGGUUUCUCUCUCUGAUGUACAUGAUGGAGUUGCAAAAGCCUUUAAAAACCAAGUUGAUAAUCAAGCCAAGGAGUUGUUCCUCCCUUUCCGUGCCUUCUGUACACGUAAGGAUAUAAAAUGUAAUGAAAUCAUCUUGGAAGACAUGGAUGUAGCCAAAGUCUUGUGUGAUUAUGUUAGGGUCAAUUUAAUUGAUACUCUAGUGGUUGGCGCCCCUUCAAAGAACAGCUUUGUUAGAAGAUUCAAGACCUCAGAUGUUCCAACCAAUGUUUCCAAAGGGGCACCAGAAUUUUGCAGUGUAUAUGUCAUUGCUAAAGGAAAAAUUUUAUCAGUACGGUCUGCUACUAUUCCAGUCCCAAACCCACCUCCCCGCCCACAACAGAACCAAAGCAAUCCAAUUCUCAAUCUAGGGGAUGCACGUUACAUGCAAAACAAUGGCAUAAGAGCAACUGACAGGACACCAUUUGUACCUCGCAACUUAAUAGAAGACGUAGAGAUCAGGUCACCAUUCGACAGAAGUAAAAAUUCAAACAAAUCAUAUGGGGAGCUCUCAAUGUUCGAUACCGACAUAUCGUUCGUGAGUUCUGAAAGACGAAGCACUGAUCGUGUGCUCGCCUCUCCCUUUGACACUCAAGAAUUGGGUGUGGGUGCAGCAGCCCCUCGACUUUCAUAUGGCUCAGAUACGGACAACAGAAACUUUGGGUCCCCAUUCUCAGCAUCCAAGUCAUUUGAUCCAGGUUUUAUGCAGGGCUACUCCUCCAGCUCAGAAAGUGCCAGUAUGUCAUGGUCAUCAUCACAAAACCUGGAUGAUGUAGAAGCUGAGAUGAGGAGGCUUAAGCAAGAACUCAAGCAAACGAUGGACAUGUACAGCUCAGCCUGUAAAGAAGCACUUACAGCAAAACAGAAGGCAAUGGAGCUUCAUCGUUGGAAAAUGGACGAACAACAAAGACUAGACGAGGCACGACUAGCUGGGGAAGCAGCAUUGGCAAUUGCAGAGAAAGAGAAAGCAAAGACUAAGGCCGCCAUUGAGGCAGCAGAAGCAGCUCAAAGGAUUGCUGAAUUGGAAGCACAUAAAAGAAUUAAUGCAGAAAUGAAAGCCCUCAAAGCAGCCGAUGAGAAGAAGAAGGUACUAGAUGUGCUGGCAAAAAGUGAUAUCAGGUACCGCAAAUAUGGUAUAGAGGAGAUUGAAGCAGCAACCGACAACUUCUCAGACUCGCGCAAAAUUGGGGAAGGAGGUUAUGGGCCAGUAUACAAGUGUUAUUUGGAUCAUACACCAGUUGCAAUAAAAGUUCUUCGUCCAGAUGCAGCUCAAGGAAGGUCACAGUUUCAACAAGAGGUAGAAGUCCUGAGUUGCAUACGCCACCCUAACAUGGUUCUUCUCCUUGGAGCUUGCCCAGAGUAUGGUUGCCUAGUCUAUGAGUACAUGGCUAAUGGGAGUUUAGAAGAUUGUCUCUUCACACGAGGGAACACACCAGUUCUUCCUUGGCAGCUAAGGUUUCGAAUUGCUGCAGAAAUUGGCACUGGCCUUCUUUUCCUCCAUCAGGCAAAGCCAGAACCAUUAGUGCACCGUGACCUAAAACCUGCAAAUAUUCUUCUCGAUCGUAACUAUGUUAGCAAGAUUAGUGACGUUGGCUUAGCCAGGCUAGUCCCUCCAUCCGUUGCAAACAAUGUAACUCAAUAUCUCAUGACCUCAACCGCUGGAACUUUCUGUUACAUAGACCCAGAGUACCAACAAACUGGCAUGCUUGGAAUAAAGUCUGAUAUCUACUCACUUGGUAUCAUGCUGCUCCAAUUAGUUACAGCCAAGCCCCCAAUGGGUUUGACUCAUCACGUUGAACGAGCAAUCGAGAGGGGUUGUUUUGGUGAAUAUCUUGAUCCUGCUAUCCCUGACUGGCCAGUGGAGGAGGCCUUGAGCUUUGCCAAGCUAGCUCUUAAAUGUGCAGAAAUGAGGCGGAAAGAUAGACCAGACCUUAAGACCGUUGUGUUACCUGAGCUUAAUAGGUUAAGGGUCCUUGCUGAAGAGAAUAUGCCCAAUAGUGUCAUGAUGUUGGGAAACAGAACGCCAGGAACCUCACCAAGUCAGAGUCAACUCUCCACAAUAUCUCAAUGAACCUCAAACAAUCUACGCAAACAGGGAAUGACUGGAUAUCUUUUUGAAGCAGGCUGAAGUUUGAAGAUAUCUCCAUGCACAAUUGUUCAAGGAACAUAAAGCACAUUAACAAUUUGAAGGAAAUUCUUCAGAGAGAGUUUAAAAGAAAAAGGAAAAAAAAAAAAAGAAAAAAAAGAAAGGAUUUCAGUGAAGUUCUUAAGCAUAAAAGUGGAGUUGUAAGUUGGUCUUGUCAAAAGCUCACAAUUGCUAUAUUUGUGGAUGAAAAUAAGUUGCCUAUAAUUACAACAAUGCUUAUGUGACUUGUAUUUGAAUAUUUUGACAACACGAACUCCUCUCAAGUUGUUUGCUAAGUUCAUGUUGACAAAGUAAAUAAUAAAGAACCCGUAUAG
Camellia sinensis is the source of this 3122-nucleotide messenger RNA. The record is from RefSeq and is a predicted model, not a curated record. Lineage: Eukaryota; Viridiplantae; Streptophyta; Magnoliopsida; Ericales; Theaceae.